GCUCGGCACGCCUGCGCUCGCGCUCCCCGGCGUCCGCCCCCUCGCAGCGGCGCCCCACCGGUCGCCACCUUCCUGCAGCUUGGGCCGCUCCGGCUGUUCCCCAGCGCGUGGAGGGAGGAAGGACGCAGAGGGGGUGCGGCAGGACCCCUGGGCUUUGCGCGUCCGAUGCUCGUCUCCACCUUCCGGCCGCGCAGCCCGUGGUCCUGCGGAGCGCCCCAGUGUUCGCGCACCCGGUUGAGCCCGCUGCUGGUCCUGUCCUAUCCUCUCCGGCUAGUUGGAAGUCUUUGGGGCUGGAGGGCUUUGCGGUGAGGGACAGAGGCCAGUGUGGAGCUCUUGGGAGUUUGGGGCUGACUCAUCUGGAGUUGCCGACUCCGCUGAGACUGCACUUGGAAACUUUGCGCUCUGUGUCGGUUUUUGUCUCCCUUGGGGAAGCUGGACGGCAGUUCGGCAGGCCCCGUCCGUGGCCAGGACCGCGCGCUGGGGGCCAUGGAGUUCACGGCGUCGCCGAAGCCACAGCUCUCCUCCCGGGCCAACGCCUUCUCCAUCGCCGCGCUCAUGUCGAGCGGCGGCUCCAAGGAGAAGGAGGCCACCGAGAACACCAUCAAGCCUCUGGAACAAUUUGUUGAGAAGUCAUCGUGUGCCCAGCCCCUGGGCGAACUGACCAGCCUGGAUGCUCACGGGGAGUUUGGUGGCGGGGGCAGCAGUAGCCCAUCCUCCUCCUCUCUGUGUACUGAGCCGCUGAUUCCCACUACCCCCAUCAUCCCCAGUGAGGAAAUGGCCAAAAUUGCCUGCAGCCUGGAGACCAAGGAGCUCUGGGACAAAUUCCACGAGCUGGGAACAGAGAUGAUCAUCACCAAGUCGGGCAGGAGGAUGUUUCCCACCAUCCGAGUGUCAUUUUCGGGUGUGGAUCCUGAGGCCAAGUACAUAGUCCUGAUGGACAUCGUACCCGUGGACAACAAGAGGUACCGCUACGCCUACCACCGGUCCUCCUGGCUGGUGGCUGGCAAGGCAGACCCGCCGCUGCCAGCCAGGUUGUACGUACACCCAGACUCUCCUUUUACUGGUGAGCAGCUACUCAAACAGAUGGUGUCUUUUGAAAAGGUGAAACUCACCAACAACGAACUGGAUCAGCAUGGCCAUAUCAUUUUGAACUCAAUGCACAAGUACCAGCCACGGGUGCACAUCAUUAAGAAGAAAGACCACACAGCCUCGUUGCUCAAUCUGAAGUCAGAAGAAUUCAGAACAUUCAUCUUCCCAGAGACCGUUUUCACAGCAGUCACUGCCUACCAGAAUCAAUUGAUAACCAAGCUGAAAAUAGAUAGCAACCCUUUUGCCAAAGGAUUCCGGGACUCCUCCAGGCUCACUGACAUUGAGAGGGAAAGUGUGGAGAGCCUGAUCCAGAAGCAUUCCUAUGCCCGCUCACCCAUCCGUACCUAUGGAGGAGAAGAGGAUGUGCUGGGGGAUGAGGUUCAGACAACACAAAAUCGAGGGUCAGCCUUUACAACGUCUGAUAAUUUGUCUCUCAGCUCCUGGGUAUCAUCUUCAUCCAGUUUUCCUGGAUUUCAGCACCCCCAGUCCCUUACUGCACUUGGCACCAGCACAGCAUCCAUAGCAACACCCAUUCCUCACCCUAUACAAGGUUCAUUGCCACCAUACAGCCGACUUGGGAUGCCUCUGACACCAUCAGCUAUUGCCAGCUCGAUGCAGGGGAGUGGCCCGACAUUCCCCUCAUUCCACAUGCCCCGGUACCAUCACUACUUUCAGCAGGGGCCCUAUGCUGCUAUCCAAGGACUGCGCCAUUCCUCUGCGGUGAUGACACCAUUUGUAUGACUCUUCUAAACCUUGGAGAAUCCAGAUCCAGAAUGUGCAAAUGGGUAUGGAAAUAUGGGACAGAGUUGGGUGGGUGGGAUGUGGGGUGUUAGAGCAGGAGCUCUCCAGGAGACAUGGGACUUAUUAAAGAGGAGAGCUGGACUCACAAUAAAACCUACCACUGAGGGAGUGCACCACAGACCGGGAGUCAUGUGUAGUUUGGGGACAGCUCUUGGGUUCGAGAGAGAAUCAGUAUAGACUUAGCCAGCCUAAAUCCUGCAACCAAUAGUAUACUAACUUACCCAGGAAAUUUCAUAACACAGGUCAGAUGAAUUUUAAGGUGCAUUAUACCUAGCAGUUAAAAAUGCUGUGUCAAUGCAGUAAUGUAUAAAAUCAAUGUGUAGAGGUUUUCUUUCUGCUUUCCACAGGUCAAAAGAAUCUUCCAAGAGGCAAUAUAUAUAACAUACCAACCGUAAUGCAUAAUGACUAACUUAAGUCCAUUUCUCCCUGUAGAAAAUGAGAGCCAAUAGAGAAAUAUUUGUAGUGUUGUAGCUUAAGCAUGUUUAGUUUUCCUUUGUAUUAGUUUGCUUGGGAAGGGGCCGAGAUAAUGCUGAAGCAUCCUAUUUUGUGGAUGAAUAGGCGGUAAUGACCUCCAAAGUUCUUUUUGUCAUACUGAAGGGCCAGUACCUGACAAGCUCUUUUUCCCAGUCUUGGCUUCUUUCUUCCUAAUUCUCUUUCUUGCAAUUACUUGCCAUUUAUGUAGGAAAAACCUUCUAUACACAAUUUUGAAGCAAGAGGCUCUAUGUGUUACAUUGUAAAACUGAGGUUUUAUUUUUCUGGGCUGCGUUCUAAGUGCACUACUGACUUACUCAUUGAGGAACACUUCUAAAGCCUCUGUGCGAUGACACCUGAGACUUUCUCUCAGUCUGCAAUAACAGGACGGUUGCCCGGUUCUUAAGGGAAUUUCUCUGCCAUGGGUACCAAAGGCCCCUUCAUUUUUACUUCAGCUUUGGGAGAUCUUUUGGAUGGUAAAAUGGACUGGGCCAAAUUCUCAUUUUUGGUAAAUUUGCUUUGUUAUUAGAUAGCUGUUAACCACUGAUUGACAAGGAUUUGUGAAUGACCAUUCUGUAUGCCCAUAUAGCCACCAUUUAACCUAUGCUUACAAGUUGUGUGUCCCUAUAUCUGGUUUGUCCUUCUUUCUUACUGCUCUAUUCAGUGACUCCUUUACCAUUUUUCUAGUCCAUUAUAUGAAAUCGUAUGUCAACUCAAUGACCCCCUGACUAAAACACUGGCAGUGCUUGUAAAUCAAUGUAAAGCAUUUAUCCUCUUUAUUUUGCAUUCUUAAUGUCUUCUUAAGCCUUCCUUUAGUGUUUAGUAAUUAGUUAUAUUUUAGCUAUCUAUAAUCAUUAUAUUUGGGGGGCAACAUAUAUCUAAGCAUUUACAGUCAGGGGAGCAUAUUUGGCAUUUUGCAACAGUUCGUUUCCCUAACAACAGAAAUUGAGUAAAGUUUACAGUCCUUCAACUUUAGAUUGCUAUGAGAUACAACCUGUCUUCUUUACAGUGUUCCCCAAAACUCUGUAUUAACCUAAUUUAGAUUUUGUAUCUACUUUGUUCUGACUAUAAAAGUACUGAAUCUGUUAAAAGAGAUGGGAAAUAUCACUGCUGAGAGUAGAGAUGGGAGUAAAUGCAAUAUACUGAUCACAUCAGACUGCAUGGAAUUCUAUUUGGUUGUUCUAUUAGGCUUUCCCAUACCAAAUGCUUCUCUGGGGCAUUUCUAGUCUAGGAGACGCGGCAUAAUGGCAGAGCCUGUCUAUGUGAUGCCAUUGUUGCUGGACUUUGCAAUUGUUUUUUUCCACUGUGGCCCACAGUUCACUUAUGGAGAAGCAUGGGCUGUGCCAACCAAGCAUCUCAGAUUCCUAUGGCAGACACCGCAGGCUAAUUUCUAACUUCUUGCAUGUUAUGCUAUAGUAUCCACAGGUAGUUUGUUUUCAAACACAGCAUAAAUAAUGCGUUUCUUUAAAAAAGCAGCUGUGACUAAUGUUUAAGUAUCCAUAGAGCUUAGGAUAGGGAUUUGAUACUUAAUAGUUGGCCUGUUGCCAGUACUCUUUUUAAUACACAGUACUGCUGCUUACGGCAGGAGUAAUAAAACUAGAUGCUAUUUAACAUGAUGCUACUUGAUACUCUGGUAAAUUGCUGGUCUACUAAAGUGAAUCUGUAUCUGAAUUUUCUUUUCGAUGAGAAUGAAAGGAUCAUUUUAAUACUAUUUAGACAUUUUUCCCAGUUGACGUGUCUUAAAGUAGGUGUUUUAUGUUUUUGUUAAAUAUGGUUUUACACCAGUAUUUCCUGACUUCAUAAUUUGAUUUUGUAAUUAAGCAGAAUAAGGCUAAAAAUAAGUAGAGUGCUUCAAGGAAAGCAAAGACUAAGAUACCAAAGCAUGCUCUUCAGGAAUAACACCUGAAAUUCUAAAUUGGAUAUAUUCUUAAAAGUAUUUGGCAUUAUUUUAACCAGAAAUAAAAAGCACAGGGUACAUGGAGCUUAAUUUGAUCAAAGUCACCCUAGCCAUGAGAACCAAGGGUAGAAAUUUACUCCAACCUGGGUCUUUCUGAGCUAUUCUGGUUGUUGAUUCUUUCUUAACUCUUUGGGCAUUUAAGAUUUUAAAGUCUAAAGUCUAUCCUACCAAAAGUAAUUAUUAGAACUAGAUAGUGGAAAAGCCAAUUGAAUAAUUAAGAGCAUGAGUUACAGUGUAUUUGGAAUAAAUUCAGGGUUUCCCCCCACAAGGUAUAGUACAGUAUCAAAAUACAUCGCUGAUGUGCAGUGCUGCUAAAAAGAGGCCCUUUCAGAACUGCUUUAUAUAACCUGAAGGGAUUAAUUCAUAUCUUAGUAGGUUCUGCAGACCUGAUUUGUUUUUAAAACAUUUAUCAAUAAUGCUGAGUAAGUUCAGUUAUUUCUUUUGCUUCUUUUUCAAGUCUUCCCCCUCCUCUGUCCACUCUUAGCAAUAUUAUAUAGGUAAAGUAUAUCCAUCUUGUGUCUAAUACAUCACCAAUUAUUAGGUUACAAGUUCUAUAUUAAUGAAUUUAGGUUGCACUGCUGGUCCUUUUGAGUUUAUAACAAAGGUUUGUUGUUCUUCCUAGUAGAUGGGCACAGAACGGGAGGUAUUAAAAAGAUACUAAGAAAAACCCUGUGUAGAGCUCUACUAUAGGAGUUACAUUAACUUCUGGGGUAUUCCAAGAUCUUCCCUUCCUCACUCUCAUCCACAUCUCUGUUACAACACUUCUCCAGCCACAACAUCCCCAGCCCCCCAUUCAAAAAAAGAAAAAGGACGCCCUCCAAAAGCCCAAGAAAAAAGUAUUUUUACUUUUUUUUUUUAUGUCAGUCACCAUACAGUACUUCAUUAGUUUUUGAUAUAGUGUUCCAUGAUUCAUUGUGUGUAACACCCAGUGCUCCUUGCAAUACAUGCCCUCCUUAAAAAAGUAUUUUUAGAAGAAAGGGAUUCCCCAUUCCCAUACUGCCUAUGAAUUUUUCAGACAGAUGUUAGGAUAUUUAACCCAUUUCUAAAUUUCAUGGCUUUUCAGGCUGUCUUGCUAAUAUUUAAGAUGAAUUAUACUGAGAAAAAUGAGCUUCAGAUACAAUGGAUAGAAUGACUUUAUCACCCCAUUAAAUAUGCAGUCUUGCUUAGCCAUGACUCAGCAACUAAAGUUCAAAAAACUCAGUUAUGUAAUGUGCAGGGUCACAUAUUAUAAGACAAACAAUAUUUUAACUCAGUCUUCCAUUGAGUAAGGAAACUAUUUACAUUAUUAAACAUGUAUGGAAUUGAUAAUUAUUACAAACAAAACAAUAUUAUACCCUAGUCUAGACAAGAAAGCAAGCACUGGACAGAAAAGAUUUUCAGCUGGCUCCUUUAGACGGCUUGGUUGGAGGAAUGGAUUUUACAUGUUUUUAUAUUAUUUCAGAAUGCAAGCAUUUUAUGUAAACGAAAGGUUAAAAAUUCUUAAACCUUUAGAAAACCAUAAAAUAAUUUCUUCACUAAUAUUCCAUGCCAAUUAUAAAAUAUUCUAAUAUUUAUCUUUCUUCAGCAUGCUUAAAUAUGCAAAGUUUCAUUUAUAAAUAUUUGAUAGGCAAAUAAUCCAUAAGUAUUUUUUGGCCCUUCUUUCUCUGUCCCUCCCUCAAUUCUAAUCCCCUCCCCUGAUAAUAAGAAAAUAAAAACAUUGGUAAAAUAAUACAUCUAGACAAAAAAUACAAUUUGUUGUAUUUUACUUCUGAUACAUUAAAAUAUGUAUUGUUUUUUCCUUAUUUUCAGAAACCUAAAAGAACGUCUUUUAUUUCCUAAAGGUUAAAAUUGGAUAUACCCUCUUUAGUAGACUCUAUCACAGUUCUAUUGUUUGCUGUGUUCAUUUGCUUAAUGAAUUGCGUGAGAACAGUCACUGUAAUGAAGUGUGUGUGUUGGGGGUGGGGGGAAGGGCAUGGGAAAUGUUUUAUGAAAAAGAAGUUAUAAGCCUAAUACUAUGAAGUAACAUCUAAUGAAGUUCUUUUUAAGUGCAAUAUAUUUAUUUCUGCUAGAAAUGUAUUAUCAACAUUAUGUAAUAUUUGAAGCAUUACAUGUUAUUUGUAAACAGCUUAAAAUUAUAUAUUACCCAAAAUUGUACAGAAGUACAAAUGUGUGAUAUUAAUUUCUUUCAUUAAAAAUGGUGUGUUUUGAUAUAUAUGCACACAUUUACACCUUUCAUUAUCUUACACACUUGCUUCAUGA
Zalophus californianus (California sea lion) is the source of this 6556-nucleotide messenger RNA. It is a transcript of the gene TBX20, whose product is annotated as T-box transcription factor 20. The record is from RefSeq and is a predicted model, not a curated record. Gene Ontology annotation, cellular component: nucleus. Gene Ontology annotation, biological process: positive regulation of DNA-templated transcription; vasculogenesis; heart looping. Gene Ontology annotation, molecular function: RNA polymerase II cis-regulatory region sequence-specific DNA binding; DNA-binding transcription factor activity, RNA polymerase II-specific. The transcript has 8 exons. The coding region runs from base 487 to 1830 and encodes 447 amino acids. NCBI's taxonomy places the organism in Eukaryota, Metazoa, Chordata, Mammalia, Carnivora, Otariidae.